Messenger RNA from Pestalotiopsis fici W106-1, 309 nucleotides. RefSeq lists its product as uncharacterized. Lineage: Eukaryota; Fungi; Ascomycota; Sordariomycetes; Amphisphaeriales; Sporocadaceae. Bases 1 to 309 code for a protein of 102 amino acids. The record is from RefSeq and is a predicted model, not a curated record. The transcript has a single exon.
AUGGUGGAAGCGAUUCUUGGCGCUAUACACCUGGAAGGUGGAGAUGCCGCUCUGGAACGUGCCAUGAAGAAGCUGGGCUUGCUUGAGCAUCCAUAUCUCCCCGAAGACGGCCAGGCCGCUGCUCCCCAGUAUGAAGUGGCAUCUAUUUUCCAACGCGCCAAACACGAAGUCAAGGUACUUCUUGGCACCGACGAACCCGAAGUUCUAGACAACUACGUGCAGGAACGGAAACACAAAUCACACGAGAAGGAGGCCGCGCAGAAUGCACCGUUCAGGGGAGAUUCUGGUCCCUCUGAUCGCCUUUCAUGA